CAGGUACUCCCCUCCCAGUGUUCGAGUCAACUACAAGUGACAUGUUUUACUGCACAGCGGUUUAUUCAGGAGCUCCGCAGACAGCAACUCACAGAGUAUUAUUAUGGCUGCUCACGCCAGCAGGUGCUGCCGCUUGUUUGUCAGACAUAGCUGUUCAAGUCAUUUCAGGAAACCCCUCGUACAGUGCGUGAAUGGGAACGUCCAGCGUAUGUUCUCCGGUGCUACGCACGAGGAAAAUGAAGUAGAACUCAGAGACUCGACUUCAGCUGCUUCCAACUUCGCAGCAGCUGUGAAAACCAGGUCAAGUCAGGAGAGGCUAAGAGAUGACAGCAUACUACCAUUUUCAGCGUUCUUGACUGACAACUUUGGGCGCAGGCACAGCUACCUGCGCAUCUCCCUGACUGAGAAAUGCAACCUCCGCUGUCAGUACUGCAUGCCAGAAGAAGGAGUAAAGCUCACACCCCGAAGCCAGGUGCUGUCCUCCUCUGAGCUGCUGACCCUGGCUCGCCUGUUUGUACGAGAGGGAGUGAACAAAAUCCGCCUCACUGGAGGGGAGCCUCUUAUCAGACCUGAUGUGCUGGAUAUCAUCACUGAACUGAGGAAGUUGGAGGGCCUGAAGACCAUUGCAGUAACAACUAAUGGCAUAAACCUGGCCAGGCUUUUACCUAAACUGAAAGACGCAGGCUUGGAUCUGAUUAACAUCAGCCUGGAUUCACUGGUUCCUGCCAAGUUUGAGUUUAUUGUGCGGCGGAAAGGGUUCCAUAAAGUCAUGGAGGGCAUUGAUAAGGCAAUUGAAUUGGGCUACAAUCCUGUUAAGAUCAACUGUGUAGUCAUGCGAGGCCUCAACGAGGAUGAGCUGUUAGAUUUUGUGGCGCUGACAGAGAAGAAGCCUCUGGAGGUGCGCUUCAUAGAAUACAUGCCCUUUGAUGGAAACAAGUGGAACUUUAAGAAGAUGGUGAGCUACCAGGAGAUGUUGGACUGCAUCAGGCAGCGAUGGCCCAACCUGGAAAUGCUUCAAGCAGGACCCACAGACACGGCCAAGACAUUUAAAGUUCCAGGCUUCAAAGGUCAGGUGGGCUUCAUCACCUCCAUGUCCGACCAUUUCUGUGGCUCUUGCAACCGUUUACGCAUCACUGCAGAUGGAAACCUCAAGGUGUGUUUGUUCGGUAACUCUGAGGUGUCCCUCAGAGACAUCUUGCGCUCUGGGGCGUCUGAUGAAGAGCUACUGCAAAUCAUCGGAGCGGCUGUGGGCAGAAAGAAGAAACAACAUGCAGGCAUGUUCAGUAUCUCCCAGAUGAAGAACAGGCCUAUGAUCCUCAUUGAGCUACAAGACAGCCAGACGGUCUUCCCGAGUGUUUCCCAUCUUAAAAAUGAUGCAUUCCUCUCUCCAACAGUAGCUCCCCACAUGAGCCAUUUAGGCAAGAGCAGGGUCCUAAAUAGAGAGGGAUUGUUGUGCCUUAUAGACUGUACUGCUACCACACAGCCAGCCUAUGUUUGCCACUCUAGUAUAUUAAUGAGAGGAAGUACCCAUGUUAUGACACAUGUCAACAAAGGGAAAGCUGAUGUGAUGCCUAGACUCCACACUGGAGCACACCUUCACUCCUGUGAGUUUGGUAAUGGGCUCAUUUUCUCUAGUUGUCACACUAAGACUGCAGGUUUCACACUGCGCACAAAUUUAACAAACUACACUAAUGAAGACUGUCUGAAAUACGCACAAGCCAGUGCUCUUAAUGCUCUGAAGGGCCACUUGUUCAGGCCCCCAGGAACACAUGGUUUUUGCACACUACUAAUGAAUACCAAAAUAAGUCUGACACACCACAGUGUUCGAUUCUGCCACAAUCAAGGUUCCAACGAUGACCCCGGGGUUGAUCAGACCACAGAGGUCUCCAAAACUCACCCAGAUGAAAUCACCAGGGCUCAGCUGACACAUACUGAUGCCCAGGGUCGGGCCACCAUGGUGGAUGUUGGGCGAAAAGUUCCCACGCGUCGAACAGCCACUGCCUGCGCCACCGUCAUCUUGGGUCCCACCGCCUUCCGUUUGCUCCGGGAUAACCAGCUAGCUAAAGGCGAUGCCUUGACUGUAGCACAGUUGGCCGGCAUCAUGGCCUCAAAGCAGACCUCAGGCCUCAUUCCACUCUGCCACCCGCUGCCGUUAGACCACACCUCUGUCACCUUCCACCUCGAUGAGCCGCACAGCGCUGCUGUCAUCACAGCAACUUGUCGCACUACAGGCAGGACAGGAGUUGAGAUGGAGGCUCUGACGGCCGUUUCCGUGGCAGCGCUCACCAUCUAUGACAUGUGCAAGGCAGUGAGCCAUGACAUCAUAAUCACGGAUGUAAAGCUGGUCAGUAAGACUGGUGGGAAGAGAGACUUCCAUCGUCAUCCAGCACAGGAAAGCUGAGAAUUAAGUAAUUGGAGCAACACAACCCCCACAAAGUCCCCUCUGCCUGUAGUGUAAUGGAUGUGUCACAUAUGAAUCAUGUUUGCUGAACCAUGUUAAUGAAUACUUUAACUUUGCAAACAAAGACACAUUUCAGUACAUGAGCUCCAUGAGCUGUUGAACAAAUUUCAUACCUGCCUCUAGAGGGCACAUAAGUAUUACAUUUACAGACGUGUUGUUCUUCUAGUAAAGACCUACCUGAAGAGGGCACUGA
Messenger RNA from Mugil cephalus (flathead mullet), 2654 nucleotides. It is a transcript of the gene mocs1, whose product is annotated as molybdenum cofactor synthesis 1. The record is from RefSeq and is a predicted model, not a curated record. Bases 104 to 2401 code for a protein of 765 amino acids. Gene Ontology annotation, biological process: Mo-molybdopterin cofactor biosynthetic process. The transcript is spliced from 11 exons. NCBI's taxonomy places the organism in Eukaryota, Metazoa, Chordata, Actinopteri, Mugiliformes, Mugilidae. Gene Ontology annotation, molecular function: 4 iron, 4 sulfur cluster binding; cyclic pyranopterin monophosphate synthase activity; metal ion binding.